This is a messenger RNA of Alnus glutinosa, 1932 nucleotides long. RefSeq names its product transcription factor MYB61. Gene Ontology annotation, biological process: regulation of stomatal movement. The coding region runs from base 367 to 1668 and encodes 433 amino acids. The transcript is spliced from 3 exons. The record is from RefSeq and is a predicted model, not a curated record. Lineage: Eukaryota; Viridiplantae; Streptophyta; Magnoliopsida; Fagales; Betulaceae.
AUCUGGACCGUCCACAGAUGAUGGAACCCACUGAGACUGACCCAAUGCUAGGAAGUAAUGGAGAGAAUCAAAACUCGGAAAAAUUAUAGUAUAUAAAUUCAAAACCAACAUCUCCAAUCACCCUCUUGAAUGUGACUUCUCUCUCUGCGGCUCCUCCUAUUAGUUUGAUUCCCUACCAGGCUGCCAUUUCAUUUUCUAAAUCUCUCUCUCUCUCUCUCUCCACAUAAUCCACCACCCGAUUUCCUAGAACCCGUAUCAGAGCGAGCCCUCCUCUCCCGUUGCUGACAAUUCGCAAGGUCUGCACAAAACUUUGCAACUUUUAUAAAUAAAGCUUUUGCCAGCACAGAAGGUUUGGCUGGACUCCACAUGGGGAGGCACUCUUGCUGUUACAAGCAGAAGCUAAGGAAAGGCCUUUGGUCUCCUGAGGAAGAUGAGAAACUUCUGAAUUAUAUUACCAAGCAUGGACAUGGGUGUUGGAGCUCUGUCCCUAAACUUGCAGGUUUGCAAAGGUGUGGAAAGAGCUGCAGGUUGAGGUGGAUUAAUUACCUGAGACCUGAUUUGAAGAGAGGAGCAUUCUCUCAGCAGGAAGAGAAUCUGAUUAUUGAACUCCAUGCAGUUCUUGGCAACAGAUGGUCUCAGAUUGCAGCUCAGUUACCAGGAAGAACCGAUAAUGAGAUAAAAAACUUAUGGAAUUCAUGCCUUAAGAAGAAGCUCAGGCAAAGAGGCAUUGACCCCAACACUCACAAACGGCUCUCCGAGGUUGAGAUUGACAAAGAGAAGCUGCCCGCAACCAACAAAAUCAAUGAGAAAACCUCUGAUCAACUGAAUCUCAUCGAGGCAUCAAAUUCAAAGCCACCUCCAAUGCCUGCAGAUCGAUACCCAGUUGAUGUUUCUUCCACCUCCAAGGUCAACAACAGCAUUGGCAGCAACAAUACUAGUUUGAAAACCACCCAGGAAUUCUUCCUAGAUAGGUUUGGUGCUACUUCCCAUGAAAGCUCCAGCACCAGUUGCAGGCCUUCUGAUCUGGCGGGGUAUUUCCCUUUCCAGCAUUUGAAUUAUGGGCCCGAUAUCGGGCUCUCUGUAAAUACUUCUCUUUGCUUCAACCAAAAUUCCAGAUGCUCUGAGAUGAUUUCAGACUACAAUUCUAGUAUGGCUUCCACAAUGCUUCAUUCCAUCUCAAGCUCAAUUUAUCCAAGUGCAACACGUGUAAAACCUUCUGUAAGUCUUCCCUCCAAUAAUCGUUCCUUAGGCUCUGGUGGUGUCAAUGGGGUCCAGAACUGGGAAACCAGUACCUUCAGUACUAACAACGGCAGCAACAGCAAUGGAAGCAGUAGCAGUAUGGAAUUGCAAGGCAACAGUAACUUGUUUGAGAACCAUGCUUUCGCUUGGGGAGUGGCAGAUCAUGUAAAAUCUGAUAAAGAAGCCCAUGUCCAUCCCUUAGAAGCCGAUGCUGAAGACAUCAAAUGGUCCGAAUAUCUCCAUACGCCGUUUCUGUUGGGAACCACCCUACAGAAUCAAACCUCUCAGCCUAUUUGCAGUGACAUUAAACCAGAAACAGGCUUCACAACAGACGGCUCAAGUACCACUUGGCAUCAUAACCAGCAUCAACAACCUUUGCAAGCUUCGGACCUCCAGCAACUUGCUGUGACUUUUGGACAAACCCUUUAGUUUUGACUUGACAUGUUGAGAAGAGGCUUGGAAAAGGGUAUUUUCUGGUUACAGGUGUGUGCUAUAGAACUUUCUUUUGGUUUUGUAAAUGUGUCUAAUACAAAUCUUCCUAGCCUUUUUUUUUUUUUUUUUUCCCUUACAAUAUUUUUGUGAUUUGUUUGAGCUUAUGUUUAUGCCUUGUCGAUCCAUGAAACACAUAGAAUUACUAAAUAAGGCUUGUUGCAGGGUCUCUUCUGCUUAUAUCCUACAUUUAUUCUGGAUUCA